Messenger RNA from Ictalurus furcatus (blue catfish), 3648 nucleotides. RefSeq names its product anoctamin-9. Gene Ontology annotation, cellular component: plasma membrane. NCBI's taxonomy places the organism in Eukaryota, Metazoa, Chordata, Actinopteri, Siluriformes, Ictaluridae. Gene Ontology annotation, molecular function: chloride channel activity; protein dimerization activity. The transcript has 23 exons. Gene Ontology annotation, biological process: chloride transmembrane transport. The record is from RefSeq and is a predicted model, not a curated record. Bases 753 to 3227 code for a protein of 824 amino acids.
GUAAUUGGUACUACGAGCCACUUCAGUGUUAUUUCUUUUUUGCAGGUCAUGCAAGCUGAAUGAAACGAGGCAUGGAGCCAAAUUUUGAAAAACAACGCACAUCAAAUAUCUUGAUAAGAAGACACAGAGAUACCGCUCUUACAGCUUAACAUUUGAUUAUCAACAUUUUAUAUAUAACAGCAUUCCAUGGCGUACUAGAUACAGAUACUGAGACAACCAACCCCAUUCUCCCCUAUUAAGGAAAAAAAUGUAAAACGGCUCCUAUUACAACGUACUGACAGACUUCAUAAUAAACACAGUGCAAGCCAGAGCUUCUCUAGUUUAGCCUCUGCUGCCAUCAAGUGUCAGAAAUUUGUCCCGACCUUUAGAUCCACAUCACCAUUUGUUUGGUCCCUAUUUUCACACAUAUGUUCCUGUUCCUUUCUUAAACACUGCCAAACCGACUGAGUGCUGGAAUAGUGCAUUUGCUCUUUGGACACUUAAUGAGACGCUCUUUGUUUAGUUAGCUAACGUGCUAACCUUUACCUUCUAACUGAAAUGUGACGCGUCCCAGUAUACCGACAGGUGACAUUCCAGUCACAGAGAGAGAGAGAUUUCAUGCUCAGGAAGUGCGGAAGUAGGCAAUACUUAGGGUUGACAAUGGGUCAGACUUAAAGUUCAUGCCGAAGGACGAACAGCUCUGCUCCAGGUAAUAGAACAUUUCCACUGGACAGUUCCCGCAUCUGGAUUCACCCUCAGUGAUAGCGCGCAAAAUGACUCACAGGAGACAGGGAAGCAUUGAACUAUUGGAGGCUAUCGGGGUGGUGAAAAAAGAAAAUGGCACUGGGAGCCUUUCUACACUUCCUUUGCACUCCCCAAAGUCCUUCGACUAUGUUCUGGUGGCACAGGAAAUGGAUGAAGAUAGCAGAAAAGAGAACUUCAGGAAGAAAAGGGAUUUCAUCAAAGCUUUGAAAGACAAGAAUUUACAGAUAACGAAAAUUGCUGAUGAUGAUAAAGUUUUUUAUGGGAUUAAAGCCCCAAAAGAGAUAUUUGAGACGUACAGAUAUCUGCUUAAAGUGUCUGAUGCGUGUAACUGGAGCUGUGAACAGCAGGGAAAUAUACCACUAGCAACAAGGAUACGGAUAGUUGACUACAUCCUGCAUCACACCAGCAUAGACACUGAUGGUGUUCCAGAGUAUCUAUCAGACCUCAUCAAAGAGAAUGUAUUUCAGACUCAAUUUUGUCUCCAUGAGAAAGAGGAACAGAAAGAACUGAGAAAGAGUUGGGCUAGAUGGACUGCCUGUUUUCAUGGACAACCCAUAACUGAUGUAAGACACUACUUUGGAGAAAAGGUGGCUCUGUAUUUCCUGUGGCUGGGCUGGUACACAUUUCUGCUCAUCCCUGCUGCUCUGCUGGGGGUCAUAGUCUUCCUUUAUGGCCUAUUUUUCUUCAAUUUCAACCCUGUAAUACAGGAGGUGUGUGAAUCAGAUGCUAUUAUGUGCCCGCUGUGUGAUAAGAGAUGUAAAGUUUGGCGGCUCUCUGAUACAUGCACAUACGCAAAGGUGAGCACACUGUUUGACAAUGAAGGAACAGUCGCAUUUGCUAUGUUCAUGGCAGUCUGGGCUACAGUGUUUCUAGAGUUCUGGAAACGCCACACAGCCUCAUAUGUCUGUGAGUGGAAAGUUUUUGACUGGUGUGAAGAAGAGGAGGAGCUGAUACUGGAGAUAGUCAAUGACCUUAAUUGCAAGUCAAUGAAGUACAGUCACUCAUAUCUGCGCAGUACACUAAUUAUGGUGCUAAUGACACUCAUGUUGCUGCUGAUUAUUGGGUUGGCACAGGCCCUUGUGGUGUUCAGGGUAAUAACCAGUGUAGAGUUUGCUAAGCAAACCAAAUGGCCUUUUCUUUGUGAAAACAGCAACACAGUGGCGUUGAUGCUGGGAGCAGUGCUGCACUACUUCACAAUAACCAUCAUGACUUGGAUCAAUCGCAGAGUGGCCCUGAAGUUAUGUGAAUUAGAGAAGGUGCGUUCACAUGCUGCUGUUGAAAAGAGCUUCACAGUGAAAAUGUUUACCUUCCAGUUCUUCACUCUUUUCUCCUCACUCGUUUACACAGCAUUCUUUCUUGGCAGGAUAAACGGUCAUCCAGGUGGAUAUGUGAGGAUAGCUGGAAUCUGGAGAUUAGAGGAGUGUCAUCCUAGUGGAUGUCUGACUGACCUGUUCAUUCAGAUGGCCAUCAUCAUGUUGCUCAAACAGAUCAUCAGCAACGUGUUUGAGUUUUCAGGCCCCUGGUUCAGACGGUGGCUGAAAAGGCGACAGAGUCGGAAGCUGAGGAAGAAGGUUAGACAGUGUUCAAAGAAGGACUGUAUGGAAGGUACAGGAGGUGAUAAUCUGUGUGACAACUGCAAACUUAAGGACUUGCUCUGGAACUUUGACCUUAAUAAUGUGGACUCCUUCAGCCUCUUCAAUGAAUUCCUAGAAAUGGUACUCCAGUUCAGCUUUACCACCAUCUUCGUGGCUGCAUUUCCUCUGGCUCCUCUGCUCGCUCUACUUAACAACAUCAUUGAGAUCAGAAUGGAUGCCAUUAAAAUGGUCAGUCUGGAGCGAAGACUGGUGCCCAGGAAGACAAAUGACAUAGGUGUUUGGACAGAUGUACUGGAAACAAUUGGUGUGCUAGCUGUCAUUGCAAACGGGCUAGUCAUCGGCAUGUCCUCUGAUUUUAUCCCUCGGCUGGUGUAUCGCUACCGAUAUGGACCCUGCGCUAAUUUCAGUGCUAGUGGUGUUGAGUAUGCGGAACAUAUAUUCUACACUAUACUACACAGAAUGCUGCAAUUAUCAAGUAAGCGUCAAACCAUCAUUAUCAUACUCUCAUUCUUUCUGUUUCUCUCACACAGAUGUAUGUCUGGUUAUAUUAAUAACUCUCUGUCUAUCGCUGAUACAAAUGAUGAGAACAUCAGAAAAGACUUUUUACCCCAACAACUCAUUCACAAUGGCAUGAAUGUGACACACUGCAGCUAUAGAGACUAUAGGAGUAAUGAUGACUACACUUUGACCAAUCAGUUUUGGGUCAUUCAGGCAGUCCGCUUUGCCUUCCUCGUCCUUUUUGAGCAUGUGGUGGUGAUGUGUAAGUGCAUCGCAGGGUGGUUUGUCCCCAGUUCUCCCUUAGAGGUGAAAAAUACAAGGCUGCAAGACAAACUCGGAAGACUGAAAGAAGAACUACGCCCAGCAAGAACACAGCAUUUCAGAUCAUAGAAUGAAUGACAAACUUCAGUUUGCUCCAAUCCAGAAAACAGAAAAAGAAUAAUCAACUGCAGGAUAAACUGAAUUACAGUGUCUAAUCCAAUGAUGAACCCUGCCCAUUCAUGAUCCCAUUACCAGCAGGAGAAGGGCUGAAGUUGAAAUUCUUGCUGCUGUGCACAGCUGUUAACUUACUGUUUCUAUUUGAUUUAUUCCGUACUCUUUUGCUAAAGUUGAUUAAUGACAUUGUCUUUGUUUGUUUUCCCUAGUAGAUGACAUGUUUUGUAUUACAUUGGAUUUACAAUGUACUGUGUAAUUUGUAUAUAUUUCAAUUAUUUGACUGUUAUUUUCAUUUCCAGUUCAUGCAUUGAACAGAUGCAAUAUGUACAGCAAUGCAACAUUUGUAUUUUGUGGAAUAAAGAUUUAGAAAUGCAAA